Molecule: messenger RNA, 1045 nt
Organism: Taeniopygia guttata (zebra finch)
Lineage: Eukaryota; Metazoa; Chordata; Aves; Passeriformes; Estrildidae
Source: RefSeq, a predicted model, not a curated record
GGGUUCAUUUUUGGGGUCAUUUUUGGGGUCAUUUUUGGGGUCGUUUCCCCAAAUUUGGGGGUCGGAGCCGCUUUGGGCUCCGCGCGCAUGCGCGGGGCGGAGCGAAACAAUGACGUAAUCCAUUUCACAGAGGGGGCGUGGCUUCAAAAUGACGUCACCACAAUUUACGGAAGCGCGCGAUUCCCAUAACGUCAUCGUGGGCGUGGCCUCGGACCGAAAAUGGGCGUGGUUUACUCAAAAGGGGCGUGGCUCCUUGCAGGUGUGGGCGUGGCCCGGCUCAGGUGCGGUGGGCGUGGCCGUUGCGCGUCACGUGCCGGGGGCGGGGCCUCGGGAGGACCCGGAAGUGGCGAAGGGCGCGGGACAGGUUCGGGGUCCCCCCAUGGCCGCCCCCCCCCUGGGCCUGGCCCUGGCCCUGCCCUGCCUCGCCCUGGCCCAGACCUCUCCCAGUCUGACCAGUAACGGCCCCGGGAACGGCACCGCCCCCCAGCCCGGGGGGGGGCUCUCGGCUCAGGGGGUGCUGGCUCUGUCUCUGGUUUUGGGGGGUCUGGGGGCUUUGGGUCUGGGGGCUCUGCUGCUCCUGGCGGUGCUGCGGCUGCGGGAGAAGCGCCGCACCGAAGGUUCCUACCGGCCCAGCCGCGAGGAGCUGGGGGGGGGCGCUCGGGGAGCCCCCCCGGGACCCCCCCCCCUGCGGCUGCCCCCCGAGGAGCGGCUGAUCUGAGCCCCCUCCCCAAAUUCCGCACCCCCCCCCCCCCCAACCGAAACCCCCACCCCAAUUCGGGGCUCGGCAGCGGCGCCGGAGACGUCGUGGGAGUCGUUUUUGGGGGGGUCCAGAAGGGCUGAGACCCCCCCUCUGUGACCCCCCCUCGAGAAAAGACUCACCUGAGACCCCUCCCCAAAUUUCGAGUGGCUGUGACCCCCCCCUCCCCAAAAUUUGGGGACCCCUCCUCAAAAUUUGGGGCUCAAUGGGACCAUGGGAGUCAUUUUUGGGGGGUUUUUGGGGGGGUUUUUGGGGGGUUCACAUGGGUUGAGACCCCCCCUCUGUGAC